GCAUUGGGGUUUCAUCUUUCUACAACAAUAGUUGUUUUCGACAGGAGAAUUAGUCGAUUACAACAUCUGGUGUCACAAAGCACAACAUAAUAUGUGUAUGCCUGUAAUGUCAUGGCAGUUUGAAACCCAGGAUCACACAUUUCAGCUAGAGUGGGGACAGCCAAGCUAUUUCAGUGGCUAAACAUGUUACACAUCAACUCCAGCAUAUAAAACCAUUCCGUCACUAGCAGCAGCACCACACUGGGUACAACUCUUCACAAUGCAGAAGGGUCCGAUAACACUGCUGCUUCUCCUGCUGAUUUGUAACUCGUGCUGCAGCCAGGACGUAUUGCUAGACAUCCUGAUUGUAGAAGAUGUGUCGCGCUCCAUCGGCAAACCCAACUUUGACGAAAUGAAACGAUUCCAAGAGAGUAUGGUACAGUCUACCAACAUAGGCCAUGAUGCUGUUAACUUUGCAUUGAUAGCGUUUUCUUCAAACGCUAGAGUGGUAUUCAGAUUCAAUGAAUAUAGGAACUCCAAGUCGGGCGUUCUGGCAGCUCUCAAACAACAGACAUACGAAGAGGGUCCUUCUACGAACAUCGGCGAUGCCAUCAAGCUGGCAACUAGUACAAUUUCCAAUGGCGACCGCAAUGACGCUGACAACAAUGUCAUCAUGUUUACCGAUGGGUACACCACAAGUGAGGACCGGGAGGCCAUUGCUGCCAGUAUUGGUUAUCUGAAAGCCAAAGCUGAGGUAUUUGUUGUUGCUAUCAAGGAAGUUGAUGCCAAUUCCACAAUCCACCUAAUUGCAUCGAGAGCUGCCAACAUCUUCCAGAUUGGCUCCCCUGAUGCAGUCAGGGCUAUCCUACGGAAGAUGAGGAAUGGUCCCGUCCCCUGACUGAACAGGUUGGAUGAAAUAGCUGCACUAAAUGUUAUUUCAUAACCAAUAAAUGGUCUGCAUAUGC
This is a messenger RNA of Haliotis rufescens (red abalone), 944 nucleotides long. RefSeq names its product collagen alpha-4(VI) chain-like. The record is from RefSeq and is a predicted model, not a curated record. Lineage: Eukaryota; Metazoa; Mollusca; Gastropoda; Lepetellida; Haliotidae. The transcript has 4 exons. Bases 260 to 877 code for a protein of 205 amino acids.